CUGCUGCUGAAGGCUGUAGUGCUGGCUGCAGCCAGGGGCCUGGGAACCUUGCCCCCCUUCCUGCCCUGCGAGCUGCAGCCCCAUGGCCUGGUAAACUGCAACUGGCUGCAGUUGAGAGCUGUGCCCCGCUUCUCCGCAGAGGCACCCCGCAGCAAUGUCACUAGCCUGUCCCUGCUUUUCAACCAUAUCAACUACUUCCACAACUCUGAUUUUGCACACCUGCCCAACCUGCGGCGCCUCAACCUUAAGUGGAACUGCCCACCAGCCAGCUUCAGUCCCAUCGCCUGCCACCUGACUAUUGAGCCUGACACCUUCCUGGCUGUGCCCACUUUGGAGGAACUGAACCUGAGCUACAACAAUAUCCACACAGUGCCCGCCCUGCCCAGCUCCCUCGUGAGCCUGUCGUUGAGCCACACCUGUAUCCUGCAGCUGGACCCGACCAGCCUGGCUGGCCUGCAUGCCCUCCGCUUCCUGUUCCUGGACGGCAACUGCUACUACAAGAACCCCUGUGACAAGGCCCUGGAAGUGUUGCCGGGGGCCCUCCGGGGCCUAAGCAACCUCACCCACCUGUCACUGAAAUACAACAACCUGACGCAGGUGCCUCUCCAGCUGCCGCCCAGCCUGCAGUUCUUGUUCUUGUCCUACAACCGCAUUGAACAGUUGGCACCCGAGGACCUGGCAGAGCUGACGGCCCUACGUGUGCUGGAUGUGGGUGGCAAUUGCCGCCGCUGUGACCACGCCUCCAACCCCUGUGUGAAGUGCAACCGCAGCUCCCUUUCCCUGCAGCCUGCCACCUUCAGCCUCCUGAGCCGCCUGGAAAGCCUGGUGUUAAGGGACAGUUCCCUCCACACUCUAGACACCCAGUGGUUCCAUGGUCUGGGCAACCUCACAAGGCUAGACCUGAGUGAAAACUUCCUAUACAGCUGCAUCAAUGACACCAUGGCCUUCCAGGGCCUCGCCCAGCUGCGCCAUCUCAAUCUGUCCUUCAACUACCGUGAGAAGGUGUCCUUUGCCCACCUGCGGCUGGCGCCCUCGUUUGCGAGCCUUCUGUCCCUGCGGGAGCUGGACAUUAGUGGCAUCUUCUUCCGCUUGCUGGACAAAGGCACGCUCCGGCCGCUGCUCCACUUGCCCCACCUCCACAGGCUGCACCUGCAGGCCAACUUCAUCACCCACGCCCAGCUCAACAUCUUCCAGGCCUUCCGGGGUCUACGCUUCGUGAACCUGUCCAACAACCGCAUCAGCGGGGCUUCUAGACCAGUAGCGGCUGCUGUCACGGGGACAGCAGACAAUGGCGAGGAUCAGGUUCCACUGCAGUCUGGGUGCUUGGCUCCAACCACCCUGGACACCCAUGACUCUGAGAAUUUUAUGCCCCACUGCAGCGACCUCAACUUCACCCUGGACCUGUCCCGGAACAACCUGGCUAGUGUCCAGCAGAAGACAUUCAUGGGGCUCUCACACCUGCAGUGCCUAAGUCUGAGCCACAACUCCAUCGCGCAGACACUUGAUGGCUCACAGUUCGUGCCGCUGAAAAGCCUCAGGGUGCUGGACAUGUCCCACAACAAGCUGGACCUCUACCAUGCACGCUCCUUUACGGAGCUGCCUUGCCUGGAGGCUCUGGACCUCAGCCACAACGGCCAGCCCUUCAGGAUGCAGGGUGUGGGCCACAACCUCAGCUUUGUGGCCCAGCUGAAGCACCUGCGUGUCCUGAGCCUGGCGCAUAAUGGCAUCCACAGCCGCGUGUCACCACAGCUCUUCAGUACCUCACUGCAGGCUCUGGACUUCAGCGGCAAUGUCCUCGGCCAGAUGUGGACCGAGGGUGACCUCUACCAGUACUUCUUUCAGGGCCUACUAGGCCUGCUUCGGCUGGAUCUGUCCCAGAACCACCUACACACCCUCCCAUCGAGCAGGCUGAUCAAUCUUCCCAAGAGCCUGCGCCUGCUGCGGCUCCGGGACAACCAGCUGGGUUUCUUCAACUGGACAUCCCUAGCCUUCCUGCCCGAUCUGGAAGUCCUAGACCUGGCAGGAAACCGACUGAAGAGCCUGAACAGCAUUAGCCUGCCCAACGGCACCCAGCUCCACACGCUCGACCUCAGCCGCAACAGGAUCCGUUUUGUGAUACCUGGUUUCUUUGCCGUGGCUCGGGAGUUGCGACAGCUCAACCUCAGCAACAACGCUCUUAAGACAAUACAGUCCUCAUGGUUUGGGCCCCUGGCAGGUGCCCUACAAUCACUGGACGUGAGUGCCAACCCCCUGCAUUGCACCUGUGGGGCGACAUUCGUAGACUUCCUGCUGGAUGUGCAGACCGCUGUGCCUGGCCUGGCCACCAAUGUGAAAUGCGGCAGCCCAAGCCAGUUGCAGGGCCUCAGCAUCUUCGCUCAGGACCUGCGCCUCUGCCAGGAGGAGAUCCUCUCAUUGGCCUGCUUAGGCUGCUCUCUGUUGGCCGUGGUGCUGGGUCUGGCCGUACCCAUGCUGCACCACCUCUGCGGGUGGAAUCUCUGGUACUGCUCCCACUUGUGCCUGGCCUGGCUCCCGCGGCGGCAGAAGCGGAAGACUGCCAACACCCUGCCCUACGAUGCUUUUGUGGUCUUCGACAAGGCGGAGAGUGAUGUGGCCGACUGGGUGUACAACGAGCUGAGAAGGCAGCUGGAGGAGUGCCGUGGGCGCCGGGCACUCCGCCUGUGUCUGGAAGAGCGGGACUGGCUGCCCGGCAAGUCGCUCUUCGAGAAUCUGUGGGCCUCGGUCUACGGCAGUCGCAAGACGUUAUUCGUGCUGGCCCACACUGAGCGGCUCAGCGGCCUGCUGCGCACCUGCUUCCUGCUGGCCCAGCAGCGGCUGCUGGAGGACCGCAGGGACGUGGUGGUGUUGGUGCUCCUGCACCGCCCUGCCCACCGCUCCCGCUACGUGCGGCUGCGCCAACGCCUCUGCCGCCAGAGCGUCCUCUUCUGGCCCCACCAGCCCAAUGGCCAGAGCAGCUUCUGGGCCCAGCUGGGCAUGGCCCUGACCAGGGACAACAGCCGUUUCUAUAACCAGAACUUCUGCCAGGGACCUUCGACUGAAUAGCCCGGGAGCCACAGCCUGGACCUGGUACGCCGCCAUACUCCUGGCCUUACUGCCUGGCUCUGCGUCUUUGUUUCUGGACUCUGCCAUCCAGCAAGCCCUAAGUACAUGCUACUGUGAAAUCCCAGGGGAAAUCAGGCCAGGAGCACUGCAGAGGGAGCUCCUCCCGUGGGGAGGGUGUUUGAUGUAGCUAUAAAGGUUCCUGGCUAAGAUGCCUGCAUCCCAUGUCACAGGGCCUGGCUCCGAGUCCUAGCUCAGCAACUCUGGC
Molecule: messenger RNA, 3325 nt
Organism: Ochotona curzoniae (black-lipped pika)
Lineage: Eukaryota; Metazoa; Chordata; Mammalia; Lagomorpha; Ochotonidae
Gene: TLR9
Product: toll like receptor 9
Exons: 1
Biological process (GO): defense response to virus; canonical NF-kappaB signal transduction; toll-like receptor signaling pathway
Cellular component (GO): plasma membrane
Molecular function (GO): protein binding; pattern recognition receptor activity
Source: RefSeq, a predicted model, not a curated record